This is a messenger RNA of Macrosteles quadrilineatus (aster leafhopper), 2659 nucleotides long. RefSeq lists its product as uncharacterized. The transcript is spliced from 4 exons. Bases 142 to 2181 code for a protein of 679 amino acids. NCBI's taxonomy places the organism in Eukaryota, Metazoa, Arthropoda, Insecta, Hemiptera, Cicadellidae. The record is from RefSeq and is a predicted model, not a curated record.
UGAGAAUCUGACAGAAUGAAUGAAUCUAUCUACCUACCUAGUACGUACACUUAUUAUGAAUUUACAGAGUGAAAUUAUUUGUUUAUUUAUUAGUUUCAUUUUUUACUAUUUAUGAAUUAACUUGUCCACACAAUAUUGAAUAUGACUAAAGCAAUGUGCUCCAAAAUAUCAAGGAAAAAACAUUUAACAUGGUCUCAAGACGAAAAUCUAGGACACUCCAAGGAAAACUCUUUACAUAAUCAGAGCAUAGCAACAGGUAAAGAGAAUAAUAAGAAGAAUCCAAGGGAGUUACGUUCCACUGUAUUAGCGUCAAAGGAAAAUGUAGAGAGUAAAGUUGUGGGAAACUCACUACAAAACUCGACUUCUGUUAACAACAAUGAAUGUAGCUUGAGAAAAUCUGAGAGGCAUCGCAAAUCUUGCUAUAAUACUGAUGAUUUCAUCUAUACUAUUAAAAAUAGUGAAAUCAAUACAGAUACCAAAACUAAAAGACACAUUUUGAGUGAUAAAACAAAUUCUCCUUUAGCUGCUGUUACUAAAGAACAUGCACUAAGCAAAUCUCUUGAAGAGAAAAAUAAAAGAACAAAAGGAAAAAAGGAAAGUAUAAAUUUGUGUACGAACUUCAAUCCGUCAAAUAAAAGUCAUGAGGAAAAGAGUGACAUCAAACAUCACAUACCUGUGUACAAGGCUAAAAUUGCUGAUUCUAAAUUAGACAAUGCCUGCAAUGUUACUAAUGCAAUGAAAGAAACCGUCUAUGACUUUGAUGAGAUAGAUGAAAAUGAAGAACCAGUUAAAAAGAAAAAGAAAAAAAGGAAGCCUUAUGUAAAAAAGCCUAAGGUAGGCCCAAAAGCCCUAACAAUUAACAACAUAAAAUAUAGUUCUACGGAAAGUUUAGUAUCGUUGCCUGAAAAACCAAUCAGCCGUAAGAAAGUUAAUACAAAAGUAGGUCCGUCAUGUCAGUCAUUUCAAUCUGUAAAUAACCUAAAUGACACUGAAAGUACAUGUUCUUCUGUGCAAAGUUUUAUGUCUCAUCCAUCAUCGUACCUUCCAUGCAACAAACAAGUUUCAGAGAAAAAAAAUAAACUGAGUAUCCUUCAUGAAACACACUCUGAGAAUUUGCCGAGCCCUAUUCAUGAAUCAAGUAAUAGUUUUAGUAAUGCUGUUAAUCCUCCUGAUGUCGCUAACAGCGAAUUGGACACUCAACCAAAAAAUCAAUCUUCAGUUUUACCCAAAGACAUUAAUGUAACCUCAGAAACGUCAUUUGGUUUACAACAGCGUUGUUACACUUCCAAAAGAAGCUUUUCUGACCAUACACAUAGUAGAAUUUCUCAAUGCGCCUCAGCUAAUGAGACUUUGUUCAAUCAACUGUCUCACUGUUCAGCAAAUAUUUCAACAGGUUCCUCCCAUGAUUUUCUGUCAUCAACACCUUGUAAGCAGGGGUCUUUGGUGGUACGUCAUAACAGUGUUUUCGAUGAUUCUCGCCAGACAGAUGUUCUUAACAAGUUAAAAACAAGCACUGGUCUUAUAAAAGAAGCAUUAGAAAACACGGUAGUUGAUGAUAAAUAUUUUGGUUUUGACGAGCCUGAAGAGCUAGAAGAACCAUUAGUGUCACCAAUAAAAAGCAUAAAUCUUCCAGAGCCUAAAAUCCUUCCCAGGCGCCAGCAUGAGUUGUUUGGAUACAAUGAAAUAGAGCAUCCAAAACUGGAUCCAAAGGAAGUGAUAGAAAUGCUAAAAGCCUCCAUCCCUAAAACCAAAAGCAAAAUUAAAAAACAAAGUGAUGUUUAUGAGUCUGAUUCUUCCUCUUCUUCAAUUCAUAGCAAUUCAUCUUUGCCAAUUAACCAAGAAGUUGAGACCACAAUAACAUUUACAAAGCCACCUCGUCGUUCCUAUGAAAGGCCAAAACGUAUUCGAUAUCACAGUGACCAUGAAGAAGAGAGUGAGGAAGAAAAUUGUGAAAGUCAGGAAGGUGCUAAGCAUGACGAAUCCCAUGAACAAGAGCUCAAGAACAAACCUAGUAAUAAGAAGUAUUAUCACAAGAAAAAUGUGUCGAAGAUGUUUAAAGCUCCACAUGUUCCUAUAGCUAAACAAAGGAUUUUAAAAGAGGAGGAAGAGUUGGAAAGAUUAGCAGCCCAAAUGAAUGCCCAGUUUCAAGAGAUAGAUAAGUGUAAUCUUGUUGUUGAAUGAUUCACAUCACCAGGAUAUGCAAGAUUUGCUUCCAUAAGUUAGGUCUUAUGAUUUCUCCCAAAAUAUAAUUAGAACUUAAAAACAGCCUUACAUUAAGGUUUUUCAUACAAUUAUCAAUUAUUUAAUAUUUUUGGUAUGUACAUAUAUAAUUUCAUACAAGUAAUCUAUUGUAGACUGGACUUUAAACUAUCGUGAUGUUAAUUUAAGUGUUAAUUUCAAUGGAUAUAGUUCUCAAUUGGUAAAUAUUUUCAUCAAAUUUGUCUUAUACAAUAUAUUAUACCUAUAUAUUUAAUUAUACAGUAUUAAACAUAGUUAAAAACACUACAAACACUUAGAAUUGUGUGCUUGUUCUGGUUAUUGUACCAGCAUAUUUUUUAAAUCAGUUUUUGUUUAAAUAAGUUAAAAAUGUACUGUGCCAAUUUUGUAUUGAUUGAUUUUUUUGUAAUCAAAUCAUGACCAUGUUCUACUUGUCUUUAUA